CAAUAGUUACCGAUAGCAUUUCCGUCGGUGCCAGUGAAAGCAAAAGUGUUUCUGCUGUUCAUAGGCUGGUGAUAGUGUGGGUGGAUAAUAAACAGGUUGGAGUAAUGUUCCAGAGUCUUGACAGUGGAUCUUACAUGAAGCAGACAUCAGCGCGUGGCCUGAUAAAAGAUCAACAUGACCGAUGUGGACAGUGGUCAAACGUUUAUCGUUAACAGUAGGUCCACCUCUCCGGCUGAUAUAAACUACCACGGCCUUCUCAACCAAGGAGCAACGUGUUACUUGAACAGUGUGCUGCAGGUGCUGUUCAUGACCGGAGACUUCAGAGAGGCUGUGGAAAGGUACACCUGUAGCAACCCUGGCACCGAGUGUAUCGAUCAUCAACUCAAACCCUUGUUUGAGGACUUGAAGAAAAAAACAGCAAACACCAGUAAACUCACGGACAAGCUGGGCAUCGACAGUGUGUAUGAGCAGCGCGACGCAGCAGAGUACUGUGAGAGGAUUUUAACUCUGACCAGCCCUGAGGCAUCACAGAUCUUCCACGGAGAGCUGACGCACAGGACGACGUGUUCCGCGUGUGGCACGGAGACGAACGUAGACGGGCCCUUUUGGCAUCUUCCCCUCGGACUGGUGGAAUCGUACCGUGAGCACUACAGCGUGGUGGACGGCAUCGAGGAGCAUUUCCGAACCUCGUACUUCAGGGGAGAAAACCAGAUGUACUGUGACCAGUGUGACACCAAAUCGGACGCCGCUACUACAUGUGUGAUGAGGCGUCCCCCGGAGGUUUUGAUGUUGCUGCUGAAGAGGUUCGAGCUUGACUACCGCCACAUGACUUAUGUCAAAAACGACCGCGUUGUGGUUGUUCCCUGCGCACUACAGAUCCCAGAGAAUCAGACGUAUGAGCUGUACGCGGUUGUGGAGCACUUUGGUGAUCUAAGAGGUGGACAUUACACCGCAACCAUUAAGUCCCAGGAUGACGAGCGGUGGUACAACUUCAACGAUGCCACCGUCACACUGCUUGGUUAUCAGCCAUUCCAGCUGGAUAACGUUGAGAGAUCCCAGAGUGUUUAUCUUCUCUUUUACAGGAAAAAGAAAAGUAAGAGACGUGUUCUCCCUGCUCCCAUUGACAACGACGACCGGUUGGCCGGUGUUGUCAAGGUGACAGAGCGAGAGCAGGGUGAGGAGACGGUAGAAGCGGGUAAUGACACUCCGGAGGCUUUGCCCAUCGACGGAAAUGAGGAGACAGGAAUUAAAGACAUCGUCGGCGUUGGGUCUAGAGAAGUGGGGCUGUUACAUGACCUCAUGUGUGAUGUAGAGGAUGAGGACAAUGCCGCAGGUGUCAGGCAGAGACUACCACGCGAGUGUGAGAGUGAUUAUCUUCCAGAUGAAAAACGAGAGCAAGAUGAGGGGGAAAUAAUGAAGGAUGAGGAGGAAGAGGGCGGGGCAGAAGCUGACGAGCAGGCAGAAAAGAGAGGGCUGUUCUCCGCAGGAGCUCGGCUCGGCGACACGGUGGAGGAUCAGGACUGUGGCAGAGCAGGAGCAGGUGUUGAUCGCGAUCUCACACUGGAGGCCAGCGGCGGGCACGCGACACCUGAUCCCCCUGACGAAAAAGAUGAGAUGAGCGAAGACCAGGGGAGAGUAUUGAGUAUGAAGAUGGGCAGCGAUGAACUGACUGGAGGGGAUGAACAGUUAGAAAAGAGGGAGAAAUCCUCAACCAGAUACCUUGACAGCCACGCAGAGUAUCAGGACGGUGAAGGUGUAGACAACGCUGGAAAGAACGCCAGCGAAGAUCAGGGAGAGAAACAGGAAGAUUGCGACCUUCAACUUGUUAGUGCAGGCAAAAUGGCGGACGAGGCGGCGAGGGAGAUAGACGUUAGGGAUGCUAGUGAAGGCAAGACUGGAGCUGAUAAACUAACACCAGGAAGACAAAAGCUCUUGACAAAAUACGACCUGUGUCGUGGGCUUGGGGGCAACGGAAGAGUUGGUAAUAAUGAUCAGAACAGGCCAGAGGAUCAUCAGACGCGUAAACGGGAAGCUGGACCAGAUGACGGCCUUCAACUUGAUAAUAAACUGACCUCAGGGAGAAGAAAUGUCCUGACAAAAUACGACCUCUGUCGUGGGCUUGGGGACAACGGAAGAGUUGGUGACAGUGAGCAGAACAGGCCAGAGGAUGAUUGGGGGUUUAAACGGGGAGGCAGCAGCAGCAGGUUGUGCAAAAGACAUGAGCAAGACAGAGAGUAGAGGAGGGAUGUUGAAGGAGACAUGGAACAAAAGACAGGAGACGACCAAGCGGCGCAAAGGAAAGGAACAUCCACAACCAAGCCUGAGUUCAGCGAAGCGUUAGAGGAUCAGGACGAGCGAGGAUUCGAUGGCGUUCGGCAGAACAGACCAGAGCAGGACAUCGGUGUUACUCACACGACACGUGAGGAUGCUGGUGUGGAGGAACAAGGACGCGAACCCAUUCAAAAUCGAGAGGACUCGAAUCAAACAGGAUCGGAAAGUGGGGAGCAGCCGACCGGGGAGUUGAACGUGUCGUAGGGACGGGACCGGGGGAUUCUCAGCCAAAAGAAAGAACUGGAUGUAACGACGUCACAGUGGAGGGUGGACGUGGGUCAAAAUAGUCAAUAAUAUAUUACAAGAUAAUUGAGGAAGAAGUUACGGAAAACCCCAAAGAAGUAGUACGACGAAAAACCAUAAGAGUCAAAGCUGUGGAGGAAACUUAAGAGGAUGUUUUAAUUCAGCAGUAAUUAAGUAUUAAAUUUGUUUAGGAAAAAGUGUCAGACUAAGGAUGAUGUAAAUUCAUAUUUACUGCAUUGUAGAGAUCCACAAAGUUGUACUACUUGUGUCCAUUGUACGCAACAAUACUACAGAGAUCAGUUGAUGAUCCGGCAGUAUGGACAUCCUGUAUAGAUUCCCUUUGAUACUUUUGGUCAAUGGUGGCGUUCUUCUCUUUCCUCGGUUUGGUUCCUUCUAUUCAACAGAUGAUCGCCUUUGGUGGAUUUCGAUAAAGUAAAUAUCAGAUUUAAAAUCACGUUCACUAACUGAAUCAUCAAUGACGUUUUUGUCCCUCUUGUUGCUCCUCUCAGUUGCGUCAAAUUCAUAAUUCAUGUUGUCCUGACAUUAAAUGUAACGUGUAAUGUUCUUUCAGGCAAACAACAUAUAAGAUUCCCUUCAUAUGUGUGUGAUGUCAUUUACCUAAUGUCACUGGAAUGAUUGUGAUGUUGAUUUGAAUAAUAAAGAAAUACUUGCUUUA
Scophthalmus maximus (turbot) is the source of this 3250-nucleotide messenger RNA. RefSeq names its product ubiquitin carboxyl-terminal hydrolase 26-like. Gene Ontology annotation, biological process: protein deubiquitination. NCBI's taxonomy places the organism in Eukaryota, Metazoa, Chordata, Actinopteri, Pleuronectiformes, Scophthalmidae. The coding region runs from base 175 to 2238 and encodes 687 amino acids. The record is from RefSeq and is a predicted model, not a curated record. The transcript is spliced from 11 exons. Gene Ontology annotation, molecular function: cysteine-type deubiquitinase activity; cysteine-type endopeptidase activity. Gene Ontology annotation, cellular component: nucleus; cytosol.